GGAGUAAAAAAAAAAGAGGAGUGCUUCUUUUUUAAGGGCGUGUUCCUCAUUAUGGUUUAAAAGUGCUGCGAGAAGCUUCAUAAUUUGGUGCCUUAUGUUGAGAGCAGCGAGGAGCUGAGGGUCAAAGCAGGGUUACUGGGAGCGCAUUUUCCAGGUGUGUUGAGAUGCAGCGCGGCAGCAGCAGCUUGACUCAGCAGCUGGGAGAAAGAUGGCUGACCUUGUUGAGACGCCUUCAAGAUGAUCCCAAGCUAGCACAAGUGAUGAAUACAAGGGUUGGGCAGUAUCUCCGCAGCCGACCUUUCUUGGCUCUCGCCCUGCUGCUGUUCAGCGCCAUGGCUGCUCUGCCCCUUGGGCUCUUCUUUUUGUUUGCCCUCAUCACUAUAGUUAUGUCAGUUGUGGGAUUUGUUUUCUUUGAGGCGUUCCUUCUGUUUGUUGGAGGAAUGACUUUGCUGUCUGUGCUCUCCGGCAUCGCCCUCUUCUCUCUGCUGGUCUCAGUCAUCGUUACCGGUGUGUUUGUCACCAUUCCCAGUCUGCUGAAGCGUUAUUACCCUCAUGUGACAAAGAGGAAGGAGAGUGAGGAAGAAUCUCCAGAACUGAACCAAAAGUAGUAAAAUGUCCCUAACGACCUCUCUAAUUGGAGUUUUGAGUCCGCUCUACUGGAGAUGGUCCGGAUCUGAGGUGCUAAGCACAAAAACUCUGCCAAGGACACUUCUUUCUGAACACAAAGUGUCCUUGCUGUUUUAAUGAGAGGAGUGUGAAGUUUUUAUCUGUUUACAGUGCAAUAUGUGUGAAUUGUUUAUACUCCUCACUCCUCCAACUUUGGGCUUACCGAAUGUUUUCAGUCAAAUGUUCAUCAUGUUACCGGAUCAAGAUCCAGCUACAGCAACACAUAUUCUGCAAAUCUGUUUUCUGUCCAUUUAGCUACAACAUGUAUUUACAUGUGUAAUAUUUAUAUAGUUUGUUAAAUAGUUACAUAAAAUUACAGAAUCACCAGUCCUCUUCUCUACUUGUAUUUUUGUCUCUUAUUUUAAGGCUACAAAGCUGUGUUUAAAGGUAGUUUUAAUCAUUUCUAGAAGACUACUUUUUCUUCUCUAUACAAGUGAUCCUAGGGGCAAAAAUACUAGAACUUAGAGAGAUGAGCCUAUAUUGUAAUUAGUCAGAGCAAUGAACUUUCAGUCGUCCUCGAGUGAGCUGAUAAUUGAUGUUUUCUGGCCCGGAGGAGGAGAGAUUGGAACUGAGAUUUUAUCCGUUUAAUGUGCCAUUCCCUUUGCCAUCACUUCAUCUCUUUGUGCUCUUUUGUCUUUCACUGAGAUCCAGCACUUUCUUUUUUUUUUCUAAUUUUCUGCACUUAUAUAAAAAAUUGUUUCAUGUUUUCAAGGGUCUUGCCGCCAGUUCAGCUGUAGCUUUGCUUCCUUUUUGAAUGCAUGCAUACAGUUUUAUCUGAUUUUGGUUUUAAUUUUGCUUACAAUGCAUUAAUGCUAACAUAUCAGUCAGUGAAGGCAAUGUAUUGUUGUCUUGCAUUCUUUCACUCAUGGUUGUAUAGGUUUGAAAUCAGAUUCAUGUGUGGAAAAACUCCUUUCUGAGCAUAAAAAUAGUGGUUUUCUCUAUAAAUGAUCUUGCAUGUGUUAUUUUAGUGCUUCAGGGUGGCAAUCCAAAACAUUAAAUACUGAAUGAUGAGACUUUUUUUUUCUGCAAAAGCAUUAAAACUACCUGCUGAACCUUCUGUAGAUGCUGAUUUCAUGUUUGAUUUCCAGCAUUUGCCAAGGUUCUCCAGCAGAAAAUUGCUUUACCUGAUACCUUAUUAUUUAUAUAUUAACCUGUAUCUGUCACCAGUUUAGUAAUGUGGCUGAACAUUUUAAAACGGAGACAUUUUUUAAAUGUUACCUGAUGUCAAGCUGUAUUAACACUUUUUUUUAUAUGUUUGUAUGUCGUAACACACUGCCAUAUUUCUGAAGUACAAUUUUGUACACUUGUAAUAUUCAUGGUUCAAUAAAUUCUGAACAUAA
This is a messenger RNA of Girardinichthys multiradiatus, 2006 nucleotides long. Its product is annotated as lipid droplet assembly factor 1-like. Lineage: Eukaryota; Metazoa; Chordata; Actinopteri; Cyprinodontiformes; Goodeidae. The record is from RefSeq and is a predicted model, not a curated record. The transcript has 5 exons. The coding region runs from base 165 to 608 and encodes 147 amino acids.